GCGAGCCUGAAGCCCAAAGCGGUGAGCGCAGCCCCUAGGAGAGAGGAGGCAGAGGCUGAGGGCAGCGCCUGCCCGGAGUCCCCGGUCACCAGGUGGACCCGGUCUUUGCUCUCGCUUCUGGGAGACCAGGAUGGGGCGCAGCUCUUCCGCAGGUUCCUGGAGAGGGAGGCAGCGGUGGACACCUUGGAUUUCUGGUUCGCCUGCAAUGGCUUCAGGCAGAUGGACCUCCGAGAGCCCAAAACGCUGAGAGUGGCGAAGGCGAUCCACAAGCGGUACGUGGAGCACAGCGCGGUUUCCAGGCAUCUGAAACCAGCCACCAGGUCCUACAUCAAAGACACCAUAAAGAAGCAGCAGAUUGAUUCAGCAAUGUUUGACCAGGCCCAGACCGAGAUCCAGACCUUAAUGGAGGAAAAUUCUUACCAGAUGUUUCUGACAUCAGAUAUCUACCUUCAGUAUAUCAGGUCCGGAGGAGAGAAUGCUCUGUUUGCCUCUAACACCGAGCUGGGGAGUAUACAAGUGGUUUGUGCUUACUUGCCAACGCUGAAUGAAGAGGAGGAAUGGAUUUGCCCGGACCUCCGAGACAAGAAUUUACCCUCUGGAGUGGGACUAAGCGGUAACGCUCUCCGGGCCAGCUCUUCAGUCAGGUGCACCGAUGGCAGCAGUGCCAAGUGUUACGGAUCCUAUGGAAGAAACGGCCCUGCCAGCCCCUAUCACAUUCAAACUGGCUGCAUCUUCGCUCCAGCUAGUAGUGCGAAUGACAGUGAAAUCUCCAGUGACGUCAUGACUGAUGACUCGAUGUCAAUGACAGACAGUAGUGUAGAUGGGAUCCCUCCAUAUCGGCAUAAGAAGCAACAACAGAGGGAAAUGCAACGCAGUGUCAAAGCUAAUGGUCAGGUCUCACUACCUCACUUUCCUGUAAGUGUUCAGCCCUUCGCUGAAUUCAGUUUUCAUUAUAUCUCUCACCGCUUAACAUUGUCUGUCUGUUUGAUCUACAUUCCUCCAAAGGGUCUGGGACAUUUUCGUUAUAUUAAAGAUUAUAUAUAA
Messenger RNA from Rhincodon typus (whale shark), 1044 nucleotides. Its product is annotated as axin-2-like. The record is from RefSeq and is a predicted model, not a curated record. Gene Ontology annotation, biological process: negative regulation of canonical Wnt signaling pathway. The transcript is spliced from 3 exons. The annotation marks the transcript as partial. NCBI's taxonomy places the organism in Eukaryota, Metazoa, Chordata, Chondrichthyes, Orectolobiformes, Rhincodontidae.